GCUGCUGCACCGACCAUUGCAAACUUCGCAGCUACUUUGGCAAGCAGCUGCACGCCCAUGGAUGGCGGCGCUGGGUGUAAAAAGCUCUGUUCUUUAUGCUUCCCUUGAAGGAGGGGAAUAAAGAGAAGUUUGCGUUCAAUUAGGAGGGAAUACGAUAUACUUUUAACAGGCUCUCACAGGGGUGAGUAAAUGUUCACCCACGAAUUGCUCAUGAACGUGAUUUCGUGUUGAACUUUUAUUGUCUCCCCCCCCCCAGAUGUGAAACCAUACCAAUAUGUAGAUGAUGCUCUGAUUAGAGGAACUUCCCCUGAGAAGGUGGAGGAAGCAGCAGCAGCAGUACGCCAAGCACUAAAUAAAGCAGAAAUUGAGAUUCCACCUGGAAAAUUUCAGGGACCAAGUGGAGACGUAAAUUUUUUAGGUGCUUGGUGGAUAGCAGCCAGUGCAGUGGUUCCUCCAGGUACCUUAAAAUAAUCAAAGAGCUGCAAAUGCCCCAAUCAAGGAAAGAGUUACAACAGUUAAUGGGAACUUCAGGAUAUUGGAGGACGCAUGUACCUGGAUUCUCUAUCAUUUCCCAUCCAUUAUACUCAGUCUUACAGAAAGGCAUACCCUGGGAGUGGAAAUUAGAACAUAAAGAGGCAGUCAAAACUCCAACUGAAGAGUUAGAUCCCAUCACUGGGACCAGUACAACCUCACCAUGCUAUUAUAGCCGAAAAGGGUUUCACCGAACACACUACUUAGUGUAACCUGUUCCAAACUGUCCGCCAUGGGCCAAAAAGACAGUUGUUGUUUAGCUCAACCGCAUUUAAAGAGACAGAACAACCAUACUCUGAAUGGGAAAAAGGACUCUUUAGUUCGAGUAGUUAAACAAGUUGAGAAAAUACAUCACUGACAAUAUGUGCAAACUAAAGGAUCAUUUAAUUUACUAGAAGCAAUCCUAAAAGGGACUGCUCCCCCAGAAGGAGUUGCACAAAACCCUGCUAUCAGAAAAUAGUAUGCCUAUGGAUUUUCACUUCUUUUUAAUGGGGUAAUGUGCUCGACUCUCCCCUCUGAAACAAGUCUCUAUUUUCUCUUACAGCACCCUGCAGCAUGACAAACGGAAAUGCUGCGUCCAUGUUACUACCUCAAACCAUCACAAUGCUGCUUACACCCAUUGCGGUCUUCCCUAUUAGCAUUGGGAACUAACCAAUGGCUCUUACUGAUAUAUUGCCUCAGUGGGAAAGAAUUAAUGAAAGGGACCAUCAAUUGACUGUGGAUGCACUUGGUGCAACCCAAACUCGUGUUUCUCUAGCUCUUAGAUGUAUCCAAGCUCAAUUGUGGAUGCAAUCUAUGGUAGCACCAAUUAUAAGAGAAGGUGAAGAGGGCACCUUACCCACUGAAAUUUGAAAGGUAAUUUGGGAUAAUGCAACUACAUUCAAGAAAGAAUUCAAAUCCUGGUGGUAUUUAGUCAAUUUUACUUAGAACCCAAUCAUCAAUAAGGCCAUAGCUUUUGUCUUAACAAUACUCAAUGCUUCGGUAUACACCAUAUGCCCAAUCAUUGCAUUAGGAUUAAAACACAAUGGAACUAUAUCCAUUAGAGCAUAGAGUGUGGGCCCAACGAAAUGGAAACAAGUGGCAAAGUGUAGAUGUUAACACAUGCGUUGUAUGGGAACCACAAGGAUUUAUUUGUGAGAGUAACACCAUCAAAGCCCAGUGACACUGAAGAAAAUGUUUGUCAUUUUGAAAUACAUCCCACUGAAACCCCUGAAAUAUAUUGGAAAAGGAUGUGUUUGUAUGAGAACCCUUUGUGAUUUUAUAUAACAUUACUGUAGAUGCAAGCAAUCACUCAAAUAUUUGUGUUUGUAACUUUACUAAAGUUGCAGGAUGCAACUGUAAUUAUGUGUGUUGGUGUGCUCCCCACCUUCACUUAAGCCAUAACCACUAGUGCAGGUUGUGAUGGCUGCAUCCGGCUUACCCUGGACUUUGGGGGAUGGAUGGCAACAUGGUAGCCAAGGCCUGCCAGGAACAGUGACCCGGACAUCUUGCUGAUUGGCAAAUACGACUGCAAGUCAAUCAUUUUACUCCAAAAAUAGUGGAGGGCCCAGAGCCCGUUGAGCUCUGCUGCGCGGCAGCGGGCUGCAGGCCAGGAUCUCCCCUUGAGCAGGGACGGCUCUCAAGGCUGCUCCUCCCGGCUGAGCGAUUCCUUGCCGCAACAGAUUCUCGGACCAGAGAAUUACACAGAGCCCAUUUGUCCAGAUCCACAUCACCCUCGUGCCAAAUGAAACUCCAGCAUGAGUUUUCCACCUUGCUGGUAAGGAAACAUGCUCACCACACCCUGGAGGAAGCAUCAAAUUCCAGCUUUGACAUCAGGGUGAUUUUCUCAGACUGAUGAUUAAGGGUCUACCCAUCUGCUGCUGUUUAUAAGCCCUCGGGGCUCAUCAUGUGAACUUUUCCAGUGCCUAAAGUUGUGGUGCAUGAUUGCUUAGAAUCAGGCAUAUAGGCAAAGCAUUCGUUUACUCUUGUCAUCAGUGCAUGACCACAUAUUUCUCAUCUACUGAGAAUGCCAAAACCUGGUGUGAAGCCUCUUUGCGCUCCAGACAUUGAACCUCCUUGCCAGGCAUCUUUCCUUUUUAGGUUUGCAAAGAAGAAAAAGGCCUCUCUUUGCUAGGGUACCAUCUGUGCAACUAUAGCCUGACCAAAAAUGUAUUUAAAAUGGUUGCUUACCAAAAGUCCUAUGAGAAAAGCACUUCCUGCGGAGGAUGGAUACCGUGGAUGGUGUGUCCCCGGACGUACUACAAAACGCAGUAUCAUACUGUUGAAGUCCCUGAAACCAUCACUCUUACAGAUUGCUGUGAAGGAUAUGAACAAGUGGGACUCUACUGCUCUUUAGCACUCAGUAGAUCCAGUAUAUUUGCCUCAAGACCUGGUAUUUGUCCAAUGGAGAAUAUGGAAACAUCUGAUUAUCCUUGCACGUUCGAUACUGAAUGUCCAGGCCUUAAAAAAUGCUGCAACUCAUCCAAAGGAGCAGGCUGUGUGGAUCCAGUGCCAGAGGGAAGAACAUUCUGGUACAACGUGACAGUGCUUGUGAAAAUGGAUUUUAAUGAAUUAAUCAGAGUGGAUUCCCAACUUUUCAAUCACUCACGACUUUUGCACUCCAUGAUUACUGGUGCAUUACAGCACUUGAACGUCUCCGUGCACCAUAUCCAGAGUAACAGUGCAGAAGUAUACACUGGGACGGUGGCCUCUCAGCUUCUCAUUGGACUGCACCAGCCAGCUCUGCUAGCGGAGGUUUCUUCCUCCUUGAAGGACAUUGUGAAGCGUGUAUAUGAAGUGAUUGACACAGAAGUGCAAGAUGUCAAUGAAUGUUCCUAUGCUGAAUUCAACGCUUGUCCCGAGAAAAACACCUGUGUAAAUCUGGAGGGUUAUUACAGCUGCGACCCUCAGCGUGAACAUGCAGAUGUCAUCUCUCACCAACUGAGCCGAAGAAAGGAAGGCAUGGCAACACCUACUCCAAGUUCAGUGUUGGAUCUCAUUAACACUAGCAAUAGCUCUCCGUCUAUAAGUAAUUCAAGUCUCUUGUCCAUGACUAACCAAUCUACAGAUGCUGGGUGCUAUCCCUCUGCAGUUAGAAACCACCAAAUCUUCAGCGUUACCAGCAACAGUUUUGAAAUGUCCUGGCAUGUCGCUUCUACUCUGAACCACACUUUCCAAGUCCAAGUGUUCAAGGGCAAAGAGAUAAUACAAAACCUGAAGACAGAGGAAAUGAAAAUGGAUGUGUCUGGACUGGAAGCAGGUGUGAUGUAUUCAGUAGAGAUCACCUAUGAAACCUGUGGAAAAACCAGCAUCUCCCAUCAAAAUGUUAAAACAGAGGCCAAGAUAUUUGGUGUUACUAUGAGGAUUCUCAACUACAACUUCACCGAUGAUUUCCAUAAUGCCAGUAGCUCAGCAUAUGAAGAAUUUUCAAGACUGUUGCUUAGAGAGCUUGAAAAUUCAUUUCCACCCAACAUUUCUGCUUUAUACAAAUCUGGGAAGCUGAAAGUGCAGAUUGAAUCCAUGCAAGCUGGGAGCAUCAUUGUGAGACUCAGAAUCACUGUGCAGGAACCCGAGUUUCCAGUCGAUGCCUCCACAUUUGUCCCAGUGAUUUCUUACCUGCACAAUGGCUCUGCACUUUUGGUGGAUCAGCAAAACACUGCAGUAGAAGACUGGGAUGAAUGUGCUUCUCUUGCUGAGAAUGACUGCUCUGUGUUUGCAGAGUGUAUCAAUUUGAUGGGGUCAUACCUGUGCAGAUGCAAGACAAUCAUGGAUACCAAUCCAUCCCGACCUGGAAGAAACUGUGAGGGUGAGAUUGUGGACCCUCUCACUGAAACGACGGCUCCUGAAGUAACAAACAGUACAGAGUUUGGUCCUGAAGAAGUGAGCCCUGCAGGCCCUGCUUCCCCUGCCAGCACCGAGAUGAUGGUUGCUGUAGGCUCCGAGAUGAGCACCGCCGUACACCUUCCUGCUGCACCACCCCUGAGUGACAAGCAAGCGCCCCACAAUCAUUCUCCCACCAGCUUUCCUCCAACCCCUUGGAAAAAAGGCCUUGCAACGCAGAUGGGCUUUGAUGGGGACAACAGCCGCACGGCCUCGGGGGUUGUAGCCAGCAAGGAACUGGCCAUGAGCACAAAGCAGUGGGUGGCCGUAAGUCCGUCGCAGCAAAGCUCUGUGGCAGAGGCUUCCCCCGGUGCAUCACAGCGGGUGGCUGCUCUCACAAACGCGCCCAUGGGCACAGCAGGGCAAGAGCAACUCAGUUCGCCAUCGCUGAUGUUUCCAAAUCAAACAGCCUCUGCUUCCAGCAGAAGUCACUCAGCUUUUGGUGUGUCUCAAGCCAGCUCUCAAGGUGGGCCCAGUACAGCUCUGCCUGCCACAGGGGAUGCUGGUGUUCCCACCCUCAAUGCCACUCUCAGAGCACAUGUAGAGGUGGGAAGAGAGAAUAGCUCUUGGUCUGAGAAAUUCACUGGAGCCCUGGGGUCACCAGCUCUGCCAGGCACCGCUCCAUCUCCCAGCCCGACGCCAGGCUCACCCAUGGACCGCACUGUUCAGAAACUCAGUGGCAUGGUGCGGAUAACAAAUGUGAAAUACUCUCCAGGUUUUAGCAAUACGAGCAGUGAGGAAUACCAAACCUUUGCACAGCUCUUUGCUGAUGAAGUACAUAAAUCUCUGCCCCUUGACAUUCUUCAGCAGAUGGAUGCCGGUCUGAUUAAAGUGUUGAUAAUGGGUAUUACUAACGGGAGCACAGUAGUAAGUUUCAAUUUACUGAUUGCAGAAGAUGUGGAUAUCUACUACAUCAUCACCACUUUUCAUGAUGCCUUUGAACACAGCUCCUAUUUCACAGUUGACAAGAGCAGUGUCUCCAUAAAUGAUUACGAUGAGUGCAAAAGCAAAGAAGAUGACUGCUCCCCAGAUGCAUUGUGCCAUAACACACUUGGGUUUUACCAGUGCAGCUGCAAUGAAGGAUUUGCUGAUGUGCAUCCAGAAAGGCCUGGAAGAAGUUGUGAAGCAUUUCCUAUCAGCCAGAAGGCUCCAGUGACGAAUAAGAAACCUGUACACAAUACAGUUUUACCUGCAACAUCUUUGCAAACUUCAACUCAUGUUUCUUCCCCUGCUUCACUGGACUUCUCUGCUACUGAGCACAAAGCUCUGGAGGACACCACGUUCUCCAGCAUGAUGCUGCCUCCUCUCACCAUUGAUCCUGUGUCAACUUCUGACUUUUCUCCUCAAGCAUCUCCUGUCCCCCUCAAUAAACCUGCCCAGGAGGUUUCCAUUAAAGAUGCAGUGAGUGUGUUUUGUGAAAUUGAGAAGAUCGUCCUUGCUGUCCAGAAGAGAUUUUUAGAGCAGGAGUCUAUCCCAGAAACCUCCCUGUACCUGGGGGAGCCUCACUGCAACGUGAGCAUCAGCAAUGGCACUCACGUUGUGUUGCAGGCAGGCUGGAGCGACUGUGGCACUGAAGUUGAAACCAACAUGACUAAUACUGUAGUGAAAACCAUCCUUCGGAAUGAUGUUUCUGCUCAGGGAGUAAUCCACCACUUAAAAGUUGCCAGUCCCAUUCACUGUGUGUUUCAAAAUGAUCUCUUGACUUCCUCUGGAUACACUGCACAAGGCUGUCCCAUCCCAAAUACGUAUACCACACUGCUAGAGAAUGGGAAUUCAAGCAAAGCACAGUUUAAGAUGAAAAUUUUUUCCUUUGUCAACAAUUCUGUGGUUUACCUACACUGCAAAAUUCGUAUUUGUAUGGAGACACCAGAAAGCACCUGCAGAACAAGAUGCCAUGCAGUUCGAUCCCUGAAGACUGGUGAAACCAUCGCUAUGCACAGAACAUCCUGGGGACCCCUAUGUAAAUCUGCUGAAUCUGAUUUGAAGAGAGAGAAGGAGGCUGGGAUGGGAGUUGGAUACAUCAUCCUCAUUGCCUUUGCUGUGUUUGGUUUUGUGCUGGGAGUUGUGAGCCUUCUCAUGUUCCAGUACCAGCGAAAGAUGGGAAGAUACAACUUCAGAAUCAAAUCUGACAACUUCAGCUACCAAGUGUUCUACAAUUAGCAAUUUCCAGGUUACCAGAUGUAAAUACUGAAUCAUGAUCAGUUACUUUUUUUAGCCAUUUGGCUCUUCCUUAAAUGGCUAAAUACUUGCAAAAUGAGCAUCCUCCAUUGAAGGGUUUUUGAACCUCCGGUCCUGUUUUCUGUGGGUGAAGGUCAUAGAAGUAAAAGUGAAAUUCCUACUAUUCUUGCCUGUUUUCAAAUGCUGCAGACUACAGAGGAGAAAGACAGCCUUCUCUUCCUCAUUUUCCUUCAUGGCUUCAGUCUCAGUCAGACUAAAUGAUGCACCACUUUAGAAGAUCACCAAUAACCAUUUCCACAAAAAACAUAUCACUUUUGGGUUUGGAUUAGUAUAAUAAGGUAGAGAAACUUUACCACUCUCUUUAUAAAUCUGCUUCAGAAGCUAAUUUGCUUCAGAAGGGAAGCUAUUAUCUCUUUCUACAAAAACUUGGGCUUAAUUUUCUUUUGGGAGGGGGCUUGUUUUUCAAGAAAAUAGUGGGAUGUUAGACAUAUAGAGCUUGAAAUAAGCAGUGCUUACAAGUGCCUGCAAAGAGUCUGAAAAGACAGCCGUGAGGAGUGUUAACCACUACAACACGUUCUGCCUCUACAACUUGGGAAUUUAACUCUUUACCAGAAUGCCAUAAGAUUCAGCACUUUUUUCUGUAAAAUGAGUGCAUUCUAGCUGCUCACCACCAUUUGUAUGUUUGUCCCUUUAAGAGGAAAAGAGACAGGUGAGAAAGCUAGCUUGAUGAAAAAGAACACCUAACAUUGCCUCACAACUCAAGGAUGUUUACUUCAGAUCAGAUCGAAUUUUGUUCCUGGGAACAGGCUUAUUUGACAUUGUUAGCAGGGUUAGUGAGUAACUCUUUGCUGAAAGAGGCCUCAUACAUGACAAUGCAGCUACACAACCACAAUAAAUUCACUAUACUCAUCCUGAUGGUAUUUCCAGAUUAUUUAGUUUGCUUCACUAAGUACAAUAACUCUUAACAUAUAUCUGGGAGAAAGGACAGGGAAGACUAUCGCAGCUAUCUGCUCGUAACAUCUUGAAUAGUCAUUGUUAGCUCUUUUCCCCCUAGUCUUACAUUACGGAGACCACCCUCUGUAGUCAUCUACAGGCAGCUUCUGAGAGAUCACUGUAGGUGAGGCUGAUUGCUUCCAAAAGGCUGGGCAGGGCUGCCUGUUGGGAGCCCGAAGGGAAGGUAUCCAGGACUCCUUGGUACAGCUCCAGCAGCUGUACAGUAUCAGUGAUACAGGUCCCACUAGGGAGCCAUAAUCCAGUGUAAAGGGCAUAUCUAGGUCCAUUAAGCUAAAACCUACAUAUGAAGCCUCUGAGUCUCUCCACAGAGAGAAUGGCUUGUCUUCAUUCAUCAUUCUGCUCUCAUGAGUGGUCAUGAGUGAUUGCAAUAUUUGAUAGUAAUGGGAAUUACGGAGUUGUGCAAUGAGGUUGUAGCACAGAGGAUACUGUCAGGCUCCUAACACUUGUACAUAAUCAGCAUGUUGGAGUCUCAGCUAAUGGCUCCUUUUAGAUGCUGGAACUACUCAGCUCUUCUUUCCUGUGUAUUUACUUUCUUCGGAAGGUAAUUGAUUACCUUUCUCAAUCAUGAUUAGUUUGGUUUUUAUUUUUUCUAGUUGGAUCAUAUCUCCUCACAUGGAGAACUGAAGCUUGUCUUCAUUCAACAUUUGGCUUUCAUUACUCUUCACAAUGGUGGUCAUGACUAGUUGCAACACUGACUCUUCCAAUUAAUGUCACAUAUAAAAGGCCUCUGUAUCUGUUUUUGGGGUUGGUUUGUUUGUUUGUUUGGGUUUUUCUGUUUUGUUUUGUUUUGUUUUGUUUUGUUUUUUAACAAUCUGGUUCUUCCCUGGUGUCCUGAGAAUGAUUUGUGACUGCAGCUCCAGGUUGAAGUGAAUUUUGGCAGUUUUUUCUGUGGAUAAAACAGAAGGGAAAAAAGAAAAACUUCAUAGUUCUCUAUUCAAGUUCCAACAUUUGGCUCUCCCACUGUGCCAUGCUGCUAUGUGCCCAUCUUAGCAUCACUUGUGUCACUACUAUUGACAAGCUGCAUGUUUCUAUAAAUAUUCCAGAAAGUAAAUCAGCAAACCCUUAGAGACAUCUCCUUUUCAGUUUGUAAUUCACUAUUUACUUAAGGUGAGGUUGAAACUUUGAGCUGCAGCAAUGUUGAAGACCUAAUUGUGCAAUGCCUUAAGUAUAGAGACGCUGGAUUUGCUACCAAAUAAAGAAAAGGCACCAUGAAUCCGGGGCUUAAUCUACUCAGAGUGUUCUUCAGCAUGAGUUUUGAGAUUUGAUUAUAAAUUCUUUAAUCAACAAGGACUCAGAGGAAAAAAAAAAAGAAAAAAGAAGAAAGAAAGUGGUUUUGCUACUGGCAGCCCACGUUUUUCCUGAUAAGUCAGUUGGUACCUAUGUAUUCUGUUUAAUUAGACCACAAUGACUGUGCAGUUGAGCUACAUUGUGCUGCCCGCCUAAGUGAGAGCACUUCAACUGCAACAGAAUAGUUAUAAAUUUGAGCUGAAUUUUGCCUGGCUGCAAGACCCUACAGCAGCAAAGGUUUAGCUUACUUGCUCCAUUGGAUACAACAACAGUCUGGUUAGCUGGAUAGACUGGAACAAAAUUCUUUUCCACACAGUAAGCAUAGCCUGCAGGACUCUUUCCCGGGGCACUCUUCUUCACUCUGCUGCCUCAAACCUCUACUUUAGUGAGCGUGUUAGACGAUGGGAGAGUAAAGCGAUGUGGUAACUUGUCCCCACCAUCCCUUGGUUCUGAUUGCUGCGCACUCUCCUCCUCACACGGUGGUAGAGUCUACUGUGUCUGGGUCACAUGUAAUUCGGUAAUUUACAGUGAACAAACUAAUUCUUCUUUAAGCUCAAUGGACACCAUUAUAAAUAACUCUUCAGUGGAAAUUAGUCAUUAACUUGAACUCACAAAUACUCUUAGUAGCCAUAGCAUUUUGGUACAGAAUAGCAUUUGAAAGCUGCUUUUCUAUCCCCCUAGUCCAAUUUCUGAUAGGUAAUAAGAUUACUGGGUGAAAGACUUCUACAUUUUGCAAAAGGUCAUACUGAUUGAUUUUAGAGGUUAUAUAUACACCUUUUAAAUACAUCAAUAAAUUUCAGAAUAAUCAUUUGCAUUCUGCUUUUGAUUUAAGUAAAUCUGUAAGGAGUAAAAACCUUUGACUUCUCUUUUCCAUGCUGAAAUAAUCAGUUACCAGAUCCUGAUACAAAAAUAGAUCCAUUUGGUUACAAUUCAUUAGUGAAACUGCAAAUUAUCUUUGCAAUCUUAUAGUCUGAAGAACAUAACCAUAAGAUUUUUAUUAUGUAGGAGUUUGCUCAAUUUGCUCUCAAAUAUGUAAUGUGUUUGCCUUCUGCACCCAGUGAAAGGAUAAGCUAUUUUACCAUAUAUAUUUUUCUAGGUUUUAGUACUCGCAAUCCCGAACUGUCUGAAAGUGACAGGACUAGAGAUUUGCCUAUUGAUUUCAGUGGAGCUAUGCCAUUUACAAAAGCUGAGCACUAGUCUUCAGGAUGAAAUGCAAAACGGUAGUUUGUAUUUGAUACCGUGCAUGCUCAGUGGAAACUGCUGUUGUGACUAUCUGAG
Messenger RNA from Grus americana (Whooping crane), 10146 nucleotides. It is a transcript of the gene UMODL1, whose product is annotated as uromodulin like 1. NCBI's taxonomy places the organism in Eukaryota, Metazoa, Chordata, Aves, Gruiformes, Gruidae. Bases 2689 to 6549 code for a protein of 1286 amino acids. The record is from RefSeq and is a predicted model, not a curated record. Gene Ontology annotation, cellular component: cell surface; extracellular region. The transcript is spliced from 24 exons. Gene Ontology annotation, molecular function: protein binding; peptidase inhibitor activity; calcium ion binding.